AUGGAUGUCCAGGCACGAAUCAAGUCUGGCUUUAGGGACAGAUUUGGUUUUGUAGAAGCCGUGUUACCUACUAAGUCGGGUCUCAGCUUUCUUGCCAGAUUUACCAAUGAGUCCUCUGUACAUAAUGCACUUCAAACGGAAGGCAGUCUCGUCAUCAACCAUCUUAUAUUGAGCAUCAAACCUGCAUAUAAAUCAAAAUGGCUCGCCGUAUGGGGCAGAAAUCGACGAGGGUCCUCCGGGCAGCAAAGAUUCGGCUCUUCGAGCAGACCGGGACAGGGAUCGGUCGUUGGUCAACCGCCGCUGAACUAUAUGGAGCCGGCCAGGCCUUUCGAGCAGGAGCCAUACAAGCCACCGCCACCUUUCAUGCCGCCAAACCUACCGGCGAUGCCUCAUGCGGACAAUGCAUACUUGCCUAAGCCAGGUGAUCCUUCAGUCUCUGGAUUUUUCCCUGCUCAAGCGAUGGCCUCAAAAGCGGCGAUGCCCGUUGCCCCAAUCCCUAGUCAAAUUCCAGGCCAAGCUGACACUGUGGUUGCAACGCGUUCACCAUCAAGGCCCUCGCAGGGAGGGAGCAGUAGGAGAAAACAGAAGGCUUCCGUUCUCCAGGUCGAGGAUUCCCAAACGAAGCCACCUGCUGUUGAAGUUUUGAAUGAUGGGAAGUCUUUUCAGGGCAAAUCCGAAACUAAACCAGCUAGUGUCAGAGUGGCACUGCCAAGCGAAACAACCGCUCCCGCGCCUCUGAACCCGAGCCUUGACGACAAGUUCCCUCCAGAUAACAUUACCGACAAGAAGUCAAACGAAGGAGCGAGGCAAAGUGAACAGGGAGAACCCGAGCCACAAACUCGUGGUCUCGAUGCCCCGCUUCGAAAGAUGUCUAUGGAAGGCUUAAUCCAAGCUCCGCUGGAGCAGCCAGCGAAACCAGGCAAGGAGAAAAGUCAUGGGCGCCGAGAAGAUGAGAGUUCGUCUGAGAAUUGGCAGCUGAACUACCAAGGGCUUGACGGGGCCAACUUAUCGAGGAUCGAAUCGGAAUCAUCAAGCCAGCAUCCUAGAGCAGGGCCGGACGUCACACCUGUAGAAAAGCAACCUAGAAAGCAGGAAAAGCAACCUAAAAAGCAGGAAAAGCAACCUGAAAAACAGGAAAAGCAACCUGAAAAGCAGGAAGAGCAACCUAAAAGAGAGGAAGGCUCGGAGCCUACGGCGCCGGGCCAUUACAGGCUUCCGAGCAUCUUCACUGAAGAAGAAAUCAAGGGCAGGAAGCAAGCUUGGGAUCGGAUCCCGAUGCCUUUGAACCCUCAAAAAGCAAAGAAACGGAACCUCCCAAUUUCAGCUAAGCCAGCCUCAUCAGCAUCCAAAGUUCACGCUGUCGAGGAUAAGCUUCAGACCUCCGAAGGUAAAACUCACACCGUGGAGGGAAAUCAAACCCCUCGCCCGCUUCCGAAAACCCAGCCUCCACCACUUCAGCAAACCAAGGCCGAUCAGUCGGUAGACCCUUCUGGAUUUCAGCUCGUAUCGCCAAGAAGAAAGAAGAUGUGGAAAGGGAAGCAGAAUCCUCAGACAUUGACGAUUCGGGAGAAUCAGCGCCGAGGUGUUGAGAGUCAGAUCACGAACUUCUUCGGCUUACUUCCAGGCCAACAAGUUACAAUCGAAGCAGAAGAACAUAGUACCGAGGAGAUUAAAUCACCUGAUGUCUCAAGCAACCCUCCUCCCAAGGGAAAUGAGUCUAGUCAAGCCGCGCCCCUGAACGAAACACCGCCUACCGAGCAGAGCCAACCAAAGAACAAAAAGAAGAAGAAGAACAAGAAGACCAAGAGAAAUCAGUCGGUUUCUUCGUUAGUGGCAACCGAAGAGCCUUGCGCGACAGAGAAACUUCCCGAAGAAACCAACCCAACCCACAGUUCUGAAUCCCCCAAAACCGACUGUAAGGCGGAUGAUCCCCAAAUUCCGUCCGAUGGAAACAAGCCCAGCGAGACACCUGACUCUUCUGGUCAUGACACUCUGGGAUUCAAGGCUGGGGCACCAUUUGGAAGUGGAGGUACCUUGAAGAUGCCAAAGAAACGAGCAAAGCGGCCUCAAGUCACAGACUCACACUGGGAGCCGCAGAAAGGCCCCGAGAUAAAAACCCCUACCGGCGCUGGACAGUCGGGCUUGGAGAGCGAAGCCUCAUCACCAAAGGUGCCCACACCUACGAGUGAAACAAGCAGUGGGCUGAAUCCACUUGCGGCCGACUUUGUAUCUCCUCCUGCAGAGAACCAAUCCUCGGAUGAAGACAGUGACAUGAGCCUCAUGUUGGGGGUGUUUGGGCAGCUGGCUCAGAAUAAACGAGAGAUGAAGGCACGCAAUACUCGAGAGAUGGAGGCACGCAAUAAACGAGAGAAAAGGGCAAGCGGAAGCAGCUCCUCCGAAACGAUUGACUUUGAAGAGGGCAAAUACAUGAGGCAGCAUACUUGUGACGACCAAACUUCCUGCAGAUCCCGCUCAGAAUCUCUGCCACAUAUAAUUUUCACAAAGGGGAAGCAACCAGAGAUAAAAUUCGGGAAAGGAAAAGAGCCCAUGGGUCCUGCGACGAAAAUUGAAGAAGGUCCGGCGAUGAAAAAGAAAGAAGAGCCCCAAGCAGACCCUGGUGACCCCGGUGACCCCGGUGAUCCUGAUGAACCUGGAGAUCAGCCCGGUUUAGUCAACGACUCGUGGCCAAAGCUUCCUCCGCGAGAGCUUCUUACUCAAGACAUGUUACUGAACGACGCACCUGCGGCAUGGAAAAGACGAUAA
Molecule: messenger RNA, 2763 nt
Organism: Clonostachys solani
Lineage: Eukaryota; Fungi; Ascomycota; Sordariomycetes; Hypocreales; Bionectriaceae
Source: the annotation of a GenBank genome assembly